GACAAGUUAUUGAUAUCAAACCAUUCUUUUAACAUGAUCAACUCCUUUUCUACAGUUGUCAACAAUUCUUUAAUGUCUGGUCCUGAACAAAAUAAAUUUGUAUCAUCAGCAAAUGUAAUAAAUUUCAACUUAUUAAAUACAGUGCAAAUAUCAUUCGAAUAAAGUAUAAAUAGCUUAGGUCCCAAUACCGAACCUUGGGGAACACCACAAGUUACUUUUCUAAAAUGUGACGCAGUAUUAUUAAUUUUUACAUACUGAAAUCUAUUAUUUAAAUAACUUCUUAUCCAAUUUAGUGUAACACCUCUUACGCCAUAACGCUCCAAUUUCUGCAGAAGUAAGGAAUGAGUAAUUGUGUCAAACGCUUUACAUAAAUCAACAAAAACACCUACAGCAUAUUGUUUCUUAUCCAUAGCUGUUGCAAUAUUUUCUACAAAUUCCAUCACUGCUAAAGAUGUUGAUCGGUUGCUCCUAAACCCAUACUGAUGGUCACUCAAUAACUCAUAUUUAUCCAUAAAAUCAUCCAGUCUAUUUACAAACUUACAAAUCUACAAACAAUUUUUAAGUAUUUUUGAAAACUGAGGUAGCAAUGACACAGGUCUAUAAUUUGAUAUAAUGUGUUUGUCACCAUUUUUAUAAAUUGGAACCACCUUAGCCAGUUGUUACAGUUUCAUCUUAUCCGGAAAAAUACCUGUUUGAAAGGAUUUAUUACAUAUAUAAGUAAAUGGUUUGAGGACAAUUCCGCCAAAGAACAUUGAAUUGUUACUGUUGACUGUAAAAUCAUAAUUAUGGUCUACAUUUCUAAUUUCCCUUGCUAAAUUUGGGCCCACAUUAACAAAAAAAAAAAAACAACUCAUUAGCAAUUUCCUCUGCAUUUUCAAUAAUUGGAUUGUCAUCAUGACAUAAUGACACUAUGUCACCAUGACAUAAUAACACUAUGACACCAUGUCACCAUGACAUAAUAACACUAUGACACCAUGUCACCAUGACAUAAUAACACUAUGACAACCUGACAUAAUGACACUAUGUCACCAUGACAUAAUAACACUAUGACAACCUGACAUAAUGACACUAUGUCACCAUGACAUAAUGACACUAUGACACCAUGUCACCAUGACAUUGUGUCACCACGUCACUAUGACAUCACGUUAUCAUGAAACUAUGUCACUAUGACACCAUGUCAGCUCUGAUAUUGAAUGAGUCAAACUUUAUUAGUCUGUGUGAGAGAAGACACUGUUACUGUUAAUAUUACUACUGCUGAUAGUAUCAGUGGUUCAACUUUUACAGAAGUACUUCAGUGUUUCUUCUGACAAUAAUGAUACUGCAAUACUGGUUUUACUGGAACCACUGUUACCACUGUUGCUACUGUUACCACUGUUACAACUGUUACCACUGUUGCUACUGUUACUACUGCUUCAACUCACACUACUGAUGUACUGUUGUUGUUAUUGGUACUGAUACGACUUCUGAGAGUAACUAGUACAUUUGUUACUAACGUUACAUCUCAGUACUAAUUCUACCAGGUAACAUGAAGGGUCUCUUCAAGGUACAAUAAAGUUCCUUCUCAAGUACUCUGAGUACUGUGACGGUCAGUGAAGGCAGCAGUAUCACUGUGUUAUUAUCUGCAGUACUCAGUGCUCUGACGGUCAGUGAAGGCAGCAGUAUCACUGUGUUAUUAUCUGUAGUACUCAGUGCUCUGACAGUCAGUGAAGGCAGCAGUAUCAUGGUGUCUUUUUUAUUUUUUAGAAAGGAUUUAAAUCUGUUUUCUGAGCCAAGGCCGCAGCUUCCUUAGCAGAGGGCAGGGGAUGGGUGAACAAGUUUCACUUCCGGUUGCUGAGCACAUGAUGAGGCGUUCUUGGUCUUUGUGGUUUAGAUCAUCAGGUUUUUAUAAAUAACACCGUCACCUUGUGAAACAGGAAGUGGGGAGCAGUUCUUAUCUCUCUGUGAAAGAAGAAGUUUCAGAUGAGAGCUGCUGUGUGUCAGACGGUUCUCGUCUCUGAUCAUGGAUCUGGUUUGGACAAUCCUCCCAGUGUUCCUGCUGUGUGCCGAGGCCCAGAACCUCACCGUGGUUAAGGUGGAGCUGGGUCAGAACGCCACCCUUAACUGCUCUGUGAACGUCAUGACCAUCCACUGGUAUGUAGAGAUGCGCAGCCAGGUCAGAGGACUCAUUGCUGAAACCUUCACUCCAGAUCCCAACGACACUCUGUACCACAUUUACACCACGCUGAAAACCAAGUACAUCGCCAUGGGAAACAAACUACUGAUCACAAACAUCACAUCAGAGGAUCACCGCUUUUAUUUCUGCGCCACAAAGAAACAAAACAACGUUAUAUUCACAGAAACCUUCCACCUUGUCUCAGACGGAGUGGUGGUCAAAGACGACUGUGGAUCAGAGAAGCAGUGCAGCUGCAGUAUGUGGUGGUAUAAGCUUGUCGUCUACAGCUCCUUCAUCCUGAACGUCCUCCUCUUCCUCGUGCUAACAGGUGUGGUUUUUACCUCUGUGUGUUUGAAGAAGAAGAAGACGUGUAACUACCAGGUGACUGACUCGCCACGGUCAACCAAUCAGAGUGCAGAGACGCUGGAGAUGCCACAGUACGAGGAGAUCCAGCUCAGAGCGCCCCCACCUGCUGUGUCAUCAGAGUGUAUCUACUACAAAGCCCAGCUGCCUCAGUCCACACUGCCCCAGUACUGACACCUGGAACAUACCUGGACAGUAGCGCCUUCUAUGACUCACCUGUAGUGUUUCUGUUGGACAAGUGGACAUUGUGGACUUGAAGGUCCUGAACUGUUGAACGCACACACAGACUUUUCUGUCAGAGACACCUGUCAAGUCGCCUCGAUGAGCUGUGAUCUUUGUUGGACCACCUUAAAUCUGCUCAGGGACAGGGACAGGUUUAAGGUGGUCCAAGACUAAAGGUGAUGUCAUCAUGUUGUUUUAAUUCAUUAAAAAUUAGCUU
Epinephelus fuscoguttatus (brown-marbled grouper) is the source of this 2954-nucleotide messenger RNA. RefSeq lists its product as uncharacterized. Lineage: Eukaryota; Metazoa; Chordata; Actinopteri; Perciformes; Serranidae. The record is from RefSeq and is a predicted model, not a curated record. The coding region runs from base 2000 to 2689 and encodes 229 amino acids. The transcript has 4 exons.